Alligator mississippiensis (American alligator) is the source of this 12203-nucleotide messenger RNA. It is a transcript of the gene PTH1R, whose product is annotated as parathyroid hormone 1 receptor. Gene Ontology annotation, biological process: intracellular calcium ion homeostasis; cell surface receptor signaling pathway; adenylate cyclase-activating G protein-coupled receptor signaling pathway. Gene Ontology annotation, cellular component: plasma membrane. The record is from RefSeq and is a predicted model, not a curated record. The transcript has 13 exons. Bases 439 to 2055 code for a protein of 538 amino acids. Gene Ontology annotation, molecular function: peptide hormone binding; G protein-coupled peptide receptor activity; parathyroid hormone receptor activity. Lineage: Eukaryota; Metazoa; Chordata; Crocodylia; Alligatoridae.
CCCCACCCCUUACAACUCCCCCCCCCCACCCCUCCCAUUUCUCCCUCUCUCUCUCUAUGUGUGUUUGCAUUCGACAAAGAAAUGAUUUGAACUUCCCACUGCCUCAUAAAAAGGAAACAGAAUAGCAGUUUUGACAUAUGGAUGUGAUUUCUCCGCUCUGACACAGAUGCACACACACUCACAAGCCUGCUCCUUUUCACAUGGACUCGUUGCCUACAUGCAUGAAGCGGCUGGAGGUGCUCAGCAAUGAGAAGGCGAAGAGGAGGACUGGGCUGGCUUGUCAUUUGCCUCUUGGGUUGAGAGCCAUCCGGCCAGACCUCUGAAGGGGUCGCGGUGGAAGGACAACUCCUCUCCAAGCCCGGAUCCCUGCAAGAAGCUUUCUCUCCUCCUCCCAGCUGCCCAGAGAGCUUCUUGGAUGCUGCCCUAAGCGUCUUGGCUAUGGGAUCAUAUCUGGUUUAUCACAGCCUGGGUUUGAUCCUCUGCUGCUCCGUGCUAAGUUCUGUCUACGCGCUGGUGGAUGCGGACGAUGUCAUCACCAAGGAGGAGCAGAUCUUCCUGCUGCUAAAAGCCAAGGCCAAGUGCGAGCGACACCUGAAAGCCAAGGUGCCUAAGGUGCAUGAUGGCUUCUGCCUGCCCGAGUGGGACGGCAUUGUCUGCUGGCCAGAAGGCGUGCCAGGCAAAGUGGUGGAGAUGCCAUGUCCGGAGUACAUCUACGACUUCAAUCACAAAGGCCAUGCCUAUCGGCGGUGUGACCUGAACGGGAGCUGGGAGCUGGUACCAGGCAACAACCGGACCUGGGCGAACUACAGCGAGUGUGCUAAGUUCCUCACCAACGAGACGAGGGAAAGGGAGGUCUUUGAUCGUCUCUAUGUGAUUUAUACUAUCGGAUACUCCAUCUCCCUGGGCUCCCUGACGGUGGCUGUUCUUAUCCUGGGAUACUUCAGGCGUUUGCACUGCACGAGGAACUACAUCCACAUGCACCUGUUCGUCUCCUUCAUGCUGAGGGCCGUCAGCAUCUUUGUGAAGGACGCGGUCUUGUACUCGGGGUCAGCUCUGGAGGAGAUGGAGCGCAUCUCAGAAGAAGACCUGAAGUCCAUUACCGAGGCCCCCCCAGCGGAUAAGUCACAGUUUGUGGGCUGUAAAGUAGCCGUUACCUUCUUCCUUUACUUCCUGGCAACCAAUUACUACUGGAUUCUGGUGGAAGGUCUCUAUCUCCACAGCCUGAUCUUCAUGGCGUUUUUCUCAGAGAAGAAGUAUCUUUGGGGAUUCACGUUAUUUGGCUGGGGUCUCCCUGCUGUAUUUGUGACGGUGUGGGCCAGUGUGAGGGCCACUCUCGCAGAUACCGAGUGCUGGGACUUGAGUGCCGGCAAUUUAAAAUGGAUCGUUCAGGUGCCCAUCCUGGCAGCUAUUGUGGUAAAUUUUAUGCUUUUUAUCAAUAUUAUCCGAGUCUUAGCAACCAAGCUACGGGAAACCAAUGCAGGGCGGUGCGACACCAGGCAACAGUACAGGAAGCUGCUGAAAUCUACCCUCGUCCUUAUGCCUCUGUUUGGCGUUCACUAUAUAGUGUUCAUGGCGAUGCCAUACACAGACGUGUCAGGGAUUCUUUGGCAAGUUCAAAUGCACUAUGAAAUGCUGUUCAACUCUUUCCAGGGAUUUUUUGUGGCCAUCAUAUACUGUUUUUGCAAUGGAGAGGUUCAAGCAGAAAUAAAGAAGUCAUGGAGCAGAUGGACAUUAGCACUUGACUUUAAAAGGAAAGCACGGAGUGGGAGCACAACAUAUAGUUAUGGACCCAUGGUCUCCCAUACCAGUAUCACGAACGUAACUACCAGAGGGGCACUUGCCCUCCAUCUCAAUACGAGACUUAUACCGGGAGCCCUCAAUGGACACCGAAAUUUGCCAGGUUAUGUCAAAAAUGGCUCCAUUUCAGAAAACUCCAUGCCUUCUUCCGGGCCGGAGCAAUACAACAAAGAUGAGGAGUACCUGAACGGCUCUGGACUUUACGACGGAGACAGGCCGACGGUGCUUGUUGAAGAAGAAAGAGAGACAGUGAUGUAAGGAUCAGAGAGGAAGAAGAAGAACAAGGAGACGAAAGGUUCCCGGAGAGCAUUUAGUGGGCAAAAGAAGACCAGGCUGCACAUGGGAUGCCAAGGGUUUUCAUACAGUUUCUCUGUUCUGUGCAACAGGAGGUCAAGUUAUAUGGAAAAAGUGGGCCAUCGAUGUGGCCAGCUGUUGAUCACACACAUUUACUCAGUGGUCUGGUCUCCAAGGUGUUAAUGAAGGCAGUGCUGUCCAGACCUGCGGGCCUCGCUACCUGUUGAACAACGGGGGUAUUCAGAGUUUACAGGAGGGGUGUACAAAUGGCACGCGGUAGUUUCACCUCUGGGAGAGCAUUCGAAGCACAAAGAUGAAGGGAAACCCAGUCAAAGGAGCAGGGAGCGUGAAAUGCCAUCUUCUUACAGUGGUACGAGAGGCCGGUGGCGUUGCCUUCACCACUCAGUUUGGUUUGGCUGUCUCUUUUAUUCGAAAGCCCAUCUGUCAUAUGGUAACACACACAGGACUGGCUGGGUCCCCUGGGCCAUAGCCACUAAUUGUAGCGGACUAAGACACAGCUUGGACUGUGGUGGCAUUGGGUGUCUGUGUCCGUCCGGGGUCACUUGGUGCAUGUUCCUUCAGGAGCAAUCUCACUGCUGAUUCCCUGAUGAAGCAGCAUGCUUUUUUCUUCUUUGGUAAAUGACUCACAACUACUGGCUGUAAAUGAAUAUUGGGGGUCCCCUUCUCCUACCUGAGCCCAGGGAGCGAGAGCAAAAUUCGUGCAAUCAGAGAUUUUAAAUGAACAUGACGGUCUAGCUGGUCCAAGCCUAAAAUCAGACAAGAGGUCCAUUCUGUUGGCUUGUAAGUGCAUUGAGCAUUAGGGUGGAGAGGGAGCUUGACGGUACCUCAAUGUGUGUGAUUUGGGUGGCGAGGCAUGUAAAACCAGGCCAGAAAACAGUGAACUCGCCCAUUUUGGAUGUUCAAGGGAAUGUACUUAACUCAUUUUCAAUCUUUUUUUUUUUUCUUCCCAUUCUCACUUCCGCACUUCCUGCUCCCCGUUGAGUACGGGAAGGCUAACAAGUGAGGAGAAGGGCUGUUUUAGCAAUAUCCCGUUUCAAUCAGAGCCGACGGAGGCUGGCAUCCAACUCAACAUGACGUUUGCAAGCCAGGUCUAUGGAUAAUUCAUUGCAGACCUCCAGGUGCCUCUCUGAACCUCCAGGAUGGGUUGUGGGUUCCCCUUCCAAGGUACACACACAUACAUGCAUCCAUACAUGCAUGCAUGUACUCACAGCGGGCUUGACCCUCAGCUAGCAUAAGCAUUCAUGGGUCCCUUGAGGAUAUUGAAACCAUCCCGGGGCUCAACCACAGUCGUGUCCCAGCAAGGGGAAAGUGUACGGUUAAUAGUGACUGCAUUUGCAGCAGGAAAAGGGUUCAGGAAUGAUUGUGAUCCUCUGCAACUCCCCUUCCUGGUGGAUGCUGUGGAUGUCCUGGUAUCGCCCCAGGCCUCAGCAAUGAGCAUGCUUUAGUACACGUGAUAUUGUUCUCUGGCCUAUCUGAUGUGCUGAGCAGCAAUGAUAUCAUGUAUUGGCUGCAUCUCUAGCUGGUGAAAGUCAGGAGAGCUCCAUUGAGCCUGUGCAAGGCUAGCUGAGGGUCUAGCCCGGUAUGUCCAUCGGUCCCCAAGCAUCAUUCAAGGACUUUGGGACAGUGACCCCAGCUGGGAACUCCCCAGCCUGCCAGAGCCGGCCUGAUCCCUUCCUUGGGCUCCUGUUGUAUCAGUCGUUCCUCCCGCCGCACUUUAAAAGCCAUAGUCCAGCCCGAGAAUAAAUGUUGGCAGCAUUUCCAGCACAAGAAGCAUGUUCAUCCCCUAUCAAUGUGAUCCGGCUGCUAUUGAAAUGCAAUCAGAAAGAGCUGUUGUGCAAAGGUCGUCGGGGACCCAGAUUGGUGCCUAUCAGAUAAUCCACUCUCGAUCCUGCUCCUUCUUGGCUGGGCUGGUGAAUCCUACCAACCGGCGCCUCGCAGAUAUACCCAAGUCAUUGGAAAGGGACUGCUCCUCUCCAGACGCGGUUAGGACGAAGGACAGUCAUCCCAAACCUCAGGUCCUGACUAGGCCCCUGGGAAGAGCAGCUGGUGUCUUGAUCCGCCUCGAGUGUGCCAUACCUGCCUUUCUGCCACCUCUCAGGGUAGGGCCUGAUACGAAGCCCAGUGACGUCAAGCAAAAAGGCUCCUGCCGGCAUCACUGAGUUUUGGAUCAGAAACUUGUGGGAGGAGGGUGUCGCGGGGGGCCCCGAAGGACCGGCACCCCUACUGCAGGUAAAAAGCAAAGGCAGAUUUUGGAAGACGAAUAUUUAUUUUUGGUGUUUGUUUUUGUUUUGUAUUGUUAUAAUUAAGUCGAAAUGUUCUUUACCGUAGACCACCAAGCGGCAGCUAUUGCAAUGUCAGGUCUUCAAAGGGUGAAUCGUUUUAGUAGCGUGGGAUUUUUUUUUUUUUCUUUGUUUAAUGAUAUGCAGAAAUUAAGUAAUCGUGCAAAGAAAAGCGGAUUGAGUGAAUGUCUGGCAUUGAGAGCGAGCCAGCCUUGCAGAAAUCUGGGUCAGUCUGAAGCACUCGCUGCUUGUGUCUUAGUCACGUGUGCUGGCACGGCCUCUGCGGGGAAUCAAAGGGGGAGAAAGUCAUCUCUCGUCGGCCGUCAGCGUGUGCACGCUCGACUUAUUUAGCAUCCCAUUCAGCCGACGUGCACUCCUGAUUCAAGCGGGUCGUGCAAUGAGUGUGCUGGCUCUGGCAGUCCAAGCCUUGCGUGGACGGUUUCGCUCUGCCCCACUCCAAACCCCGCUGGAUGCGUGUUUUGCUUAAAAUCAUGCCAAGUGCACAUGUGAUCCCCUUGAUCCUAUCACUCAAAGAAAGAAAUUACCGAUCCAAAUCAAAACCGGCGACACUUUCUGUACUUGUGUUUGCUAAUGACGGCUCAAGAUUGCUGACGUGUUUGCAAAUCACCUAGCAAAGUUCUGGUAAUUAAUAAGAGCCAUGUUAUUUGUAAGUAAAGUCUACACCCGUAAUUAAUCACAAGAAAUUAAUCACUGGAUAACGUAUUAUUUAAUGAUUAGAAAUUGCCGUCUGUUGAUAGACAUGCCAAAAAAAAUGACAUGUGAAAUGGAGGGGCAGGGGGAAAAAUAAAUCUAUUCUUGAACACUGCAAGUACAAAUUGUAUGUAAUGGUAAGUAAUUUUUUUCCCCCUUUGAGUGUUUAUAUGCAUGAACAGAAUUGCAUGUAAGAAUUAAGAACAUAAAAAAAGUGGAAUUUGUCUGGUUUUACGGCAAGUCAUACUGUAUUUUUGUUGAAUCCUAUUCAUAUCCUGUCUGUGCUCAGAGUUGCAGAGAACAGAUGGUUGAGUGUACAGGGCCCGGUCCAAUAACCAACAAAGUCAGUGGAAAGCCUGCCAUUGGCUUCACAAGAGUUUGGAUCUGACCCUAGCACCUUGCAAAGUGAAAGGAGCCUCCAGAUUUUGAAGUUGAGAUUGGCGGCAGACAUGCACGCAGUGUUCAGCCUAUGGGCCAAAUUCAUCCCUGGGGCAUGACUGCAGGGAGAAUUGGGAUUUGGACCCCUUGCGUCCGCAAAAAUUGCAGCGGUCAUUUGGUGAAAGAGUCUGGUUCUGAAUCUUCUGGCACCAACACUGGAGGAAAAUGCUCCCUAGGCUAUGCCAGCACCUCUGGCUCAGAUAUUGGAUGUCAAGAGGGGAAGAUGGCGUCAAAACCACAGCCAAAAAUUGCCGAGUUCAGUUCUAGGGAUGGGUAAGAGUGUCACGGGGGGCACUUGUCUUCAUGGGUGUCUGAGACAGUCUUCUCUCCUGCCUUAUGCCUCCUCCAUGACGUCUCCUAAAGCUUUGCACGUCUGCUCCCACCUGCUCCUUUUCCUUCUCCUCAAGAGCUAGGCAAUCUGUUCACCCUCCGGACCUCUUCCUUGUUUAAUCUACCUCUUCUCUGGCCAUACACAGAGAUUUUCAUCCUCCCCUUUGGUGCAUUUCUUGAGGUGGCUAAAUGCACAUCCUUUGUGGAGAAACCUCCUGGCAUUUCUGCUCUUUCUGGGUGCGCUCUAUGCAUGCGGGUGAUUUUUGUACCCUACAUAAACUGGCUUCAGUUCUAGUCCCAAGAGUUGACUUCUUUUUCCCCACCAUCCUUCAGCUUGUCCCUUCCCAUCUUCCUGCCCAGUUCAAGGUUUUAGAGCCAAAUCUCGAAGCCCUCAAAAAAGUCCCGCUUUAGGGCUGGUGGUUGAGAGAAUUGACCCAAAUGUUUAGAAAUUAAGCAACUGUUUUGAGCUAACAGAGUGGGGAGGGGGUACAUUUUGAUUUUUUUCCCCCUAGAAACUCUUCCCCGGUUUUCCAACCACCUGCAGAGAUGGCUGGGACUUUAAAACCUGGCAGCGGCUGACAUUUCCAGAUGUUGAAAAGUCCUCGUAGAGCAUCUAUGCUGUUUUAACCAGCUCUCCUUUACCUGAUCUAUUUUACCCAUAUGCAAUAAGACCUUACUCCAAGAAUGAGUCAAGGGCAUCAGCCAACACUACUGAACAUGAGUAAAAGUGUCGGUCUGUCUCUGAGUGGGACUAAGCUCCCCUUUCAGGUCAGGGAAAGUUUGUCCUAAGAAGGGAAAGUGUGCAAAGAGAGCAAGAGCUGGCAUGGCAAGGGUGUUUGGGCCAUUAGAGAAAAGGGCAGGUUGGCUUUGGUCUUCACCAUAUCAGUGCUGCUACUGCUAUGCUAGAGACUGCAUCAGCUCCAGUGGUGCUUCUUGGAGAACAGAUAGUCUUGAGUGAAGUUUGCUCCUGCCCUGUGUUGCUAUUUGAUUUUUUGAAUGUUGUUGCUGUUGCAAAAGGGUUUCUGCAUGCUUCAGGGCAAGCAGGAGAGGCAUGCAAAGCCCCUUCCAGCUCCAGAGCUUGUAAAGCAUCCAGCACAACUCUCCAACCACAGUAGAUUUUACAUCCGGUUUCUCUAGGGUAUCUUCAAAGAUGAAAUGUAUUAAAUUGUCAAGGAUAUGCGUUUGCAAAAGGGCCUAUAAAUACAUUUCCAGCGUGAUUGGCCAAGGCUGCCUGGAUUUCCCUGGAAAACAUGGUGGUUCAUGCAUUACAUCAGGAAAAGGAAAGCUCACGUCCAGUUCUAGGAGAUGCCGUGCAAGUCAGGUUUUGUGUGUUUUGGUUGUGGCAGUGCAAGGUUGAAUCUAGCGGACAGCCCGUAGUGUUGGCCUGGAGGAGGUUCCCGUUUCCAGACUGGAAACCCCGCUGCCUCUUGCAGCUUGUUGUCCUAUUACGGCUCCUCCCGAGCCGUUUUCUGACCUCCCUCCAAACCAAUAGAAGUGUUCAGCCCUGUUCUGAGCUUUCCACGAAAACAGAAAUCACAGCCGAGCAGAUGUAAGUCUGGGUCAUCGGACACAGGAGAACGAAGCCCAGCACAUGCACGUGGAUUCCUAAAGUCCUACUGGGAAGUGCAUCAACCUGGCUUGGGGUGUGGCUUCGUUCCCAGGAGAAAAGGAGUUUGAAGAUCGCUUCUGGUCUUUAUCCAAUUGCCUAAAAAGUCUGGGAGGGAACUUUAGCCUGCUUGAUAUGUUCGAUCCUUGACUUCUCCAUUAGAUGUGCCAGAAAGUCAGCCAGGACUAUAUAGGAUGAAGAUACCUGCCCAUUGACACUAUGAGUAAGACCUCUGCCUCCAUGUCUCCUGAGCAUCUUUUAUACUCCAGUAACUCCUAAAAGUUACCACUCUUGUUAGGUCUGGACCAGUGACCUAGAGAUGAAAGUAUGAGAGGGCUAGUUAGAGUUAGCCUCCACCAGACAUGUGCUGCCCUUCCCCACCUAUAGCCGACCUUAUCACUAUAGCUCUCCUGGUUGUUUCUCAUCCCACAAGUGUUGCUCAUCUAGAAACCUAUGAAUCACCCAUCUCUCCUUGGCUUUAAUUACCGGCAGUAGAGACAGGAAAUGGGAACAGCAAAUUGUGAGGUUGUCACUGGUAGCCGCCUUCUGCUUGAGGUCUCCAUUCCCAAUAAGUCCCCAGCGUGCUGCAAGAGUGAAGCCAGCCUCCUACCCUGCAGUUUUGUAGAUCAUCCUAGACUACGCUGGACUGCCAUUGGGGUGCAGAAGGGCUUUCAGGGUAGGUGUUGGCAAGGCUGGACUUGAUGGUGACCUUAAGGAUUGACACAAGUUAUUGGUGUAGACAUUGCCUUCCUCCUGAACGGCUAGCUCUACAAUCAAUCUAGUGAGAGCCCAUCAUUUCCACGGAGUCUCCUUGUUUCAGAAAUGCUGCUGAAUAUUAUUACUCUCUGGGCAUGUCUACACAUGGCAAUUAAGGCACAUUAGCCAUUUUUUAAGACGCAUUAAGGGUGCAGGUCUACAUGCGCACGCCCUUAAUGCACCUUAAAAAUGGUGAUUUUAAGCUGUUUGCACCUAAAUUUGAUACCUGCAAAAUUAGCAAACAGCUAAAACGCCUUAAUGCACGUGUAGAUGUGCUGUGGCGCAUUAAUGCUGUGCAUGUCAACUGACCUGAGGCUAAUUUAGCAUUAGCACACCAUGUCCAUGCUCCUUGGUGCACGCACGUCUAGACGUGUGCCUAAAUUGCCUUAAUGCGCAUUAGGUAAAUCCACUUUAAGUUCAGACAGGUGUAAAAGCACAUGUAGACAUGCUGUCUGUUCUCUUAAGAGAGGGCUAGAUCCCUUGGUCAGCCUAGACGUUUUAGAGGUUAGCUGCUCAUGGCAAUGUUAUUCUGAGCUGGCCUUGAGUUUAAAUGUCCGGAGGCCGAUUUUGCAGCUUUCAUACGACGCCAGAACAUUGGAAAGAGAGCGCGGCGCCUUGCUUUCAUUCCUGUGACAUUUCGGUUUCACGUGGGCUUCACUGGCUUUGCCCCAUCGAAACGUGAAGGACCGCUGUGUCAGAUCAGUCCCUGGCUUUUGAAAGGGCAGGUCUAUUAGGCAAACUCUCUGCCAUCUCUCCUCAGGAACGGGCAGUAAACAAGCCCUUGUUUCAGUUAAGCCGGGCUUAUAAAUAAUUCUGCAUUGCAUUGAUUUCAUCAGAUGAGAUUUGGGGCUGUGACGGUGGUUUCUGUGAGAUGCCAAGCUUUAGGAUCGUGCUUGAACUGCCAGAAGCAUUUGACUGUGGAUGGAAUAAAAGUACUGCAUUGAAACAAUCAGCCCGUCAUAGGUGGCCCAGAAAACAAAACCAGGGAGACUGAGGAUAUCUACCAAAGCAAAUUAUGGUAGGCAAGUUGAAACAAAUGCAAAAGAGACCAGAAUCAGGCCGCUGUGCAAUUCCAUCGCUGGAUAUUAAAGUACCUACAUUAUGGUCCCUUGCUUCACACCCCCGAGGAUUGCAAAUAAUACCUAUCCUCUGCAAAUAAUAAUGAGAGCAAAGGCAACCAUUCAAACUAAAACAAGGAGAAACCCAAUCUGCCGCCCAUUGCUACUAAUAGGUCUUUGCUCCGACUUUGUUCAGCUCUUGUCUGCACCAGUCGGUUCGGCCUCCUGCUCGCCUCGGGCCGUGCUGUGCUAGCGAUGUCUGUUUGCUGGCACGGAUCAUUUUCCAGUUCAGCUUCACCUGAUUUCUCCCCAUCUGAUUUCCACGCUGACAUUCAGGUGAACGACCCCGAGAAACUCAAAGCGAAGCAGGAGCCAAGACCUCCGCAUUUUAUUUGGCUUGUCGGCGAGCGGGGGAGAACCAUGAGAACCUGGCAACGUUCGCAUGGCUCUGGCCCAAAAAAUCAGCACGUGAAACCUUUCCCGGAGAGCAGCGAGAGGUUGGAAAACCUUGGCCCGUGUGUUGGCCUCUGCCUGAACUUGCCUAGUUUUUCUCUGCAAGAGCCUGGUGCAUAGACUGUAAAGUCAAAAGGGGACCGCUGUAAUUCUCGGGUCGGACCUCCUGCCUACCACGUGCAACAUCUUUCCGUUGACUUCAGCAGGCUUUGGAUCAGGGCCUAAUGUUGACACAACCUUUAAUAAAAAGCAUUCUUGUCUCCAGACCCAGCGCUGCAGAUGUCAGUAGCCUGAGAAGCUCGGUCGCGUGGUCCAAGGGCCUCGGUGCUAAUUCUGUGCACACUGGAUAGCCUGGCCUGGGAGCUGUCUCUAGCUGAUGUGUUGUGACUCCCAGUGGUAUGGCCCCUUGCUCUGCAAUAGCCGAGUGUGUUGGCGUGUCUAGGAAGAAACAGUGCUGACUUGGGAGAUUAAGCUCUUGCAUCUGUAUGGGAGCCAAAGCCGGUGUUUGUAAGGAUGCGGCGGAACAAAUUCUGUCCUAAUUAACCGUGCAGUCUCAUUGACUCUAAUGAGGGCGAAAGGAGCUGACACUAGCUUGAGGAAACACGAGCGAGUGCAAAUGCUGCCUGAAAACACAUUUAAACAAAAGUCAGCAUAAGCACACAAUGAUUGCAGCGGCUUGCAUUCGGGGCGCCCCUUGGGAAAGCAUCUCUGCACCACGCAGGCUUGACUCUAAGCGGGUGCUCACCCGGGCGUCAGGGCACGAGUAAGUUGUGUUCUGGGUAAAGGCUUCACUGGGAGAUCAAACCCCUUCCUUGACCAUAUCGGAGCUUCUUUCUCUUCCCUUUCCCUUGCUUUUCUCUCCUCUCGGUGCAAGGGAUGUCUUCUAGUUUGCAUGCAAACCCCGCUCUGUGGCUCUGGUGCUUGCUUACCUGCCCUGUGAGCUGAGAAAGAGAGAACAUUUUAAUGACCUCAUUGAGACUGCACAAUGGUUCGUUAUUCCUGGCUGGAAAUCUAGUGGGCACGCAGGCCUAACAUCAAUUUCGGAUAAAAUCCUGGCCCACCUUGAAACCCAUGGCAAAAUUCCCAUUGACUUCAAUGCUGCAGAGCUCACCCUUGGUGCAUGCAGAUCAAAAAAGAGCUUGAUAGUGUUAUUCAAGAAACUAGACGUCCAAAACAUCUGGAAUAGCUCAGGUGGGCUUUUGUAUCGGGCAGCACAAGCUUUGGCGCACACACCCCUUCGUUCUCUGAAAUGCUUUGGGGGUGCUAAAGCUGUGGCUGAGAUACUCCGGGAUAGUCACAGGAGAAGGGAUUUAGACCAUCAUGGAUACAUGUGAGAGCGAAGUUAUUCAGAUAAGGGUUUUUUCACUCCUGUCUGCUGGCUUUCUGCAUAUAGCAGGCCUGUCCCACCCUGAAUCGGAUAGGCAUGCAAUGCCCAAGCAACAGCUCUGUUAAAUCAGGCUCCCAUCGAGUCGUGCGGUCCCGUCAAAGCAUCAGAAACAGAGAGGAGGGAAACAAUGACUUCAGUGGAGAAGCAGCUUCUAUUUAAACCGGGGCACUCGCUGGAGACGUGGGCUCUUCUAAACAUAGUGCCAGAAUUUGUCCGUAACCUUUCUUCAGCCUAAACUCAUCACCCUCCUCCUUUGAGAGCAGGAUUAGCGAAAGGCGGCCUGGCGUUGAGUGAGGGAUGUUUCAGAUGGUGCGGGCGAGAUAUGGGGCGGGAGGGGAGGAGGCACAAAGCCGUUUGGUGGUUUAGUCCCCCAUCCGCCCCUGCCAGCGUGUCCUAAUACAGGGAAAACAUCAAUGUUUGCAUCCCUAGGUGGUGGAAAUCAGCACGGCUCCAGUGACUUCAAUAGAGUACUUUGCACCAGCUAAAGAUGUGGCCUUAUGUACAUAAGUGUGUGCACAGAGGAGCAUGCACAGGCUGGAAGGAUUCCCCCAUCCCAUUCCCCCAUCAAAAGUGCUUAGUUGUCUGCAAGCCCCUUCGAUGAGCUUGGCAUCCAAAGCUGCUAAAAAGCUAGGGUGAUUCCCAGCCAACCGCAUGGUGGUGGCUGCCUCGAGUGACCAGGGAAAGGGCAUUACAGAGACUCCCCGAAGCUUGCAAGGACCUUCUCUUCAAACUGGUGGCUCCUUUAGCAGAGGAGGGAAAGGAGCUGGUGCCCAGUGGAGCUCCUUCUUAUUUGGGGCUGCCUUUCAAUCACGUCACUUCAGAAGGGGGAAAAGGGGAGUAAACCUAAGGGCCAAAGCUGUGACGUAUUUCUCUGUCGUACUGGGAUGCUGCAUUGUGUAUAUCUUCGGUAACGUGCACAGUUUACAUUCCUCCACCUUUGCUUUCUGUAUGGACCAAAGUCGUUCAAGGGGGGAAAAAAACAAAACAAAACAAAACAAAAAAAAAACCCCACGGGUGUAUGUAAGACAAAAAGGAGAAUUAAAAUAAAAAGAAAUCUUUAUUGGUUCUAUGAA